AAUGUCAUAUUGCAUCCAUCCAUCUACUAUUUACUUCAAUCCCUAAACAUCGAUUUCUUGUGUAAUAGCACAGUCCACUUUGUUUCAUCACACUUGUUACCAUAACCUCUUUCUGUACAUUGAAAUCCCUGCUCAACCAUUCCAGUUACACAAGGUCUACUCCCAACUUUUGAACUACAUCUGUCUGAUCAACAACACUAGAUUCACCCCGUAGCUGUUCAUUGGGUACACGAUUCAAAUAUGGGCUCAAACGGACUGUCCACUGAUGGUGUUGACCGUCACCCAACAAAAAUCUUCUUCUUUGACAUUGACAACUGUCUAUAUCCCAAAAGCGCAAAAGUGCACGAUCGCAUGGCAGAUUUGAUCGACAAGUACUUUGCUGAACACUUGUCACUCUCUUGGGACGAGGCGGUGCGGCUACACAAAGAGUACUAUCAGAACUACGGCCUGGCCAUCGAGGGACUUGUGCGGCAUCACCAGAUCGACCCGCUUGAGUACAACUCAAAAGUUGAUGAUGCCUUGCCACUCGAGGGCAUAAUAAAGCCCAACCCACAGCUCCGGAAAAUGCUUGAAGACAUUGACCGAAGUAAGGUUAAGCUCUGGCUGUUUACAAACGCUUAUGUAAACCAUGCUCGGAGAGUUGUUCGGCUGCUGGAAAUCGAGGACCUCUUCGAUGGCAUAACAUAUUGCGACUACGCUGCACAGCCCCUUGUCUGCAAACCGCACGAGGACGCAUUUGCAAACGCCAUGAGAGAUGCAGGGGUUGAGAACGUCGAUGACUGCUACUUCGUCGAUGACAACUACCAAAACUGCAGAAAAGCCAACGAGAUUGGCUGGCAUACAGCUCAUCUUGUUGAAGAGGGUGUCAAGGUCCCGAGGACACCAGCCUCUAAGCAUCAGAUCCGCUCCCUCGAGGAGUUGCGCAACGUAUUCCCUGACGUUUUCAAGAAGCCGUAGGAGUGCAGAUAGAGGACACGACAAGGUCGGACAGCGUCGGCCAGCAAGGGGCAUUAAAGUGUCAUUCAUGGGAGAGAUUGGGAUUUCCGGCAGCCAACACUGCCUAGGCUUCCCAGGUUGCAAUAAAUACCAGCAGAAAUCAGGCGCAUCAGCCCAAAGGGACUGCAGCGGGCCUCUUUAUGCUUCUUAUGACUUGAUCCAGCCUCUUCUGUGCCUCUUGUUUGUCCCGCAAUGCUUCUUGUCGUUGCGCCUCAGCAACUCUGAGUUCCUCCUCAAGCUCUUGAAUAUUGCGCUCUUGGUCCUCCUCACUAUUUUCAAGGCCAGGUAGUGUCGAUACCAACAUCUCGAUUUGUUGCUCUUUGACAAUCAAAUCGCGCGCAAGCUCGAGCUGGCCGGCCUUAAACUCGUCGGCGGGUACGGGGUCGACUACGCGAAAAGGAGAGGCAUCGGUUGUUAGUUUUUGGUCGAGUGGUUUUGCAAGGAAUAGAUGGAGGGGUGUCAAAUCAAGCCCGCACCUUCUUUUGGAUCAUCUUCGGGUUUGAGCUCUCUGAUCUUGUCGUCAGGCCCGAGCGUCUCCAAAUCGUGACGUUUGUGAAGGUAGUACAAACAUGCGACGAAUUGCUGCGCGAGCUAUUUGAGGUACCAGAAUAUCAUCAGCAUGGCGGACACAACCCGUGGCGCAUUCAUCAGUGGGGUAGAUGGUUGCGAACCUGGUCAACCGCGUCUUGGAGUUGCGUGAGUCUGUCGCCCAUCUUGUCUGACUGUAUGAAAGCACGUUUGAGGGCUUACGGACGAUCAGUGCAAGUGGCGAUGCGAGGCAGGUUGACUGGAGUGGACGGAAAUGGUCGCAUGGUCUGGAAAAUAGAAAGGCGCAAAUGCAAGGCCGACAGAACCCGGCUUGACAUGAAAAGGGAAGCUCCGGUGCUGCCCAAGCAACCAUGCAUACGUAGUUCAAACAGUGGGAAUAUAUCCUUCUGCACAGUUAUUGUUUUCAGAUAGCAUGACAUUAUCUUUCCUGUCACACCUUUUACUCUACGUAGUGACACAAUUGAAAUAACUCACUUCAUUAUUCCAUCCCAAAUCCCAUAAAUCAACCCUGAAGUAUAUAUAUUAGGCAGGAUAAUAGUUCAUUGGGGAAGA
This is a messenger RNA of Pyricularia oryzae 70-15, 2097 nucleotides long. RefSeq lists its product as hypothetical. NCBI's taxonomy places the organism in Eukaryota, Fungi, Ascomycota, Sordariomycetes, Magnaporthales, Pyriculariaceae. The record is from RefSeq and is a predicted model, not a curated record. Gene Ontology annotation, biological process: pyrimidine nucleobase metabolic process; nucleotide catabolic process. The transcript is spliced from 5 exons. Bases 241 to 957 code for a protein of 238 amino acids. Gene Ontology annotation, molecular function: nucleotidase activity.